AGGUCCCGCAGAAUCUGUUAAUCACCGGUGGCAAUCCGGUCUCUUGACCGGAACAAAAUUUAUCCUUCGAUAAAAAAUUUCGAGAUUGUUCCAAUUGUCACAAGCACACUUACGGUCAUCGAGCAAACGACUUUUUUACUUCUCAAAAUAUGCACAACUUUUACAAUCGAAAAACAGUUUUGACCCAUAUAUGACGAACUUUCACAGCAGCUGCUAGUAACGCCUUCCUUUCCUUUUUUUUCGCCACUCCUCUCUCGCUCCCGCUUGCAAACAUAUGCAAGCAUUCAGUAACAUGGGACCUCUGUCACUCUCCCGGGUCCCAGUUCGCUUGACGUUUGCCUUUCUGACAAUCACACAAACAGUUGUGUGCACAUGCAAGCAUUUCAGCUUGUCAUAAUGUAGUCCUGGUAUUAAAACAAACCUUAGUGAGUGGUGUGAAGUACAAUGAGGAAUGUGCAAGUGUAAUUCCUUCAAGCAAUAAGCAGCAAUCAUACAAGGCCUUGCCGCGCAGCAGUGUGGGCGGCGAGACAGCCGAAGGAGCAUGGCCGCCGGUGACGACACCAUCACUUACCCUUCUCCACCUCCUAUACUAACUCGCAAGGAGCUCCCAGCAUGCUCACAUGGGCUCCUUACUCAGCUCGGGUCCGGCCGAUCACGUCCUGUCAUCACUGUCAACGCAGGUAUCAAGCUGGGUGGAGUGGUAUGAUGAGCGUCCGGGGUCCACAGCAAGAGGUUGGAUCUGUGUUCCUUCUGCCCUUGUUACUGCUACUACUACUCGCAAUUUCAGUUCACUAAUCUUACCUGCAGUGGUGGGUAACAACUGUGGUUGCUGGGGCACCAAUGAAGUCUACGUGCAGUACAAACCCCCUGUCAGUGGCUGGUUCCACCACAAACGGGGAUUUCUCUUUGAGCGUAGAUACACAGUUGAUACAGCUACAGCUGAGACACAGAUGCAUCAUUUUCAGCUGAGGUACAUGAAAAGAAAAGGGAACUGGCUCCUGCUAGAAAAGAAAAGAGGAUGGAAUGUUCUCAGCAAAAGCAAUCAAAACAGCACUGAACAGUUCAUAGUUUCAUGUCCAACAGGACAGUGUUCAUGCCAGACAGUAAAGGUGGAAGGAUCAUCAUGUUGGAGUAUUAAUGGACAAUAUAAUAAAUCCUAUAAGAAUAGAAAGCUUCCAGGAAAUCUCAACCGUACAAGGCCAUAUGACAGCAACAAGAGGCGUUCUCAGUGCCUGUUAGCAGAGCUCCAGCAGUGUCUUAAUAAUAAUAAAGGCAGAAAAAUAGAUGAUGGCUGUAAACAGUAUAUAAGACCCUUGAUGAACAGCACUAAAUUAAUGCAUAAAUAUGAGCACUACACAUAUCGCAAAUAUUAUUACAAUCUGAUCAAGGCUGAUGAUCAUGACUUCUGGCUGAUUGAGUCAGAGAACAAAGUGUAUGCAGUAAGCCGCAACACUGGUCCCUGCCCUGACCAGCUGAUGCCUGACUCCAAAACUUGGCUGAGGACCGACAACUUCACUGAAAACAUCACAGUCACCUGUACCACUUGGGACAACCCUUCUGUGGUGGGUAAUACUUGUGGUUGCUGGGGCACCAACCAAAUCUAUGUGCACUACAAACCCCCAGUCAGCGGAUGGUUCCACCUCUCUCAUAGACACAACUUCCUCUUUGAGCGCAUCUACACUGUCUAUGCAGCUGAGCCACAGAUGCAUCAUUUUCAGCUGAGAUACAUGGUGACAAAAAGGAACUGGCUCCUACUGGAAAAGAAAUAUGGAAAAUUGGUUUUAAUUAUCAACACCAGAAGACAAUACAAUAAAGCUGAUGAGAAAUUCAUAAUUUCUUGUCCAUCAGGUCAGUGUUCAUGCCAAAAGUUACAAGUAAGAGGAUCUUCUUGCUCAAGAAUAAAUGGCAUAUUUCAUAGAUGUGAAAGAAGCAACCUCAUAAACUUCAUUUUGAAUGGUACUGUAUCUGCAAAUCAUUCUUCAGUGCAUGUAAAGCCAAGAGAAUAUAAGAGGAGGCAUUCCCUGUGUUUGCUUAGGCAGCUUGCAGAGUGUCUCUACAUGCGCAAUCUAGGUCUGAAACCUGGCAUCAAGAGCAGCUAUCACUGUGGUAAUCACAUAAAACCCAUGAUAAAAAAGACUGACACAUAUACAUCAUACCCUGAACAAUAUAUUUAUUAUAAUUACAAGCUUCUCAAAGCUAAUGAUCAAGAUUUUUGGAUGAUUGGUAAGCAAAAAAUUGUGUAUUUAUCUAAUUGUAUUUACCUAGUUGUAACAUACAGGAAAGAGAGCUAUGCUCAUGCUCUCCUGUCUGCAUAUCUAUUCAAAUCCAAUAUUUCUUUGAACUUAUUGAUUGUCCUUGCUUGAAAGAACCUCUUAUCUAAACUGUUUCACACCUCUACACAUUUUUGUGGAAAGCUAAACUUAUUGAUGUCUCUCCUGCAGUUGUCUUUUCUUAAUUUCUUUCCAUGUCCUCUUGUGUCACUGUUGUUCCUGAUUAGUAAGUCUUCUCUAUCUAAUUUUUCCAGUGUAUUCAUUGCUCUGAACACUGUUAUUAGAUCUCCUUUUUCCCCUCUCUGUUCUAAGGUUGUAAGACUUAGUAUUUGUAGCUUUUCUUCACAUGAUUGUUCACUUAAACUUGAUUGUUCACUUAAACUUUGUUGCUGCCCUCUGUAUUCUCUAAAGUUUCCUUAUGUUUCUUUUUGUUCAGUGACCAUACUGUUGCUUCAUAUUCUAAUUUUGGGCAUAUUAGUCAUUAACAGUUUUUUAUUAUAUCUUCGUCUAUGUAAGUAAAAGCUACCAUUAUAUUUCUCAAAAGUUCAUAGGCAUUUCCUGUAAUUCUAUUUAUGUGCUUUUUUGGUGACAAGUUAUCCACACUGGUUACUCCUGGGUCUUUUUCUUCAGACUUCUUAAUUUCUUCAUUCCCAAUUGAGUACACUCCUUUUGGCUUUUCUUUUACUUAUUCAAAAUUCUAACAUGCUGCACUUUUUUUUAUUACAGUAAAUUCCAUUUCCCAUGUGAGUGACCAUUCCAGUAUUUUAUCCAGGUCUUAUUGUAGCACCUUACAAUCUUCUUUUCUAUUCACCCUCCUCAUUAAUUUAGCAUCAUCUGCGAACAGACUGAUGUAACAGUCUAUAUUUUCUGCUAUGUCGUUCACAUUUACUGCAAACACUAUUGGUGCUAAAACUCCACUUAAGACUCUUUUUUCUAGGCUGACUUUUUACCUCUUAUAAUUGUUCUCAUUUCUCUGUCUUUCAGAAGUUCUCCCUUUAGUCCUCCAUUUUUUUUCAAGUUUCCAUAGUAACCUCUUGUGUGGGAACUUGUCAAGUGCCUUUUUUAGAUCUAGGUAUAUACAGUCCACCAAGCUAUCCCUUUCUUGCACUAUGUCAACUAGUCUUGAGUAGAAGCUUAUUAAAUUUGUGACACAUGAUCUUCCUCUUCUGAAUCCAUACUAUCUAUCAGUCAACAUACCUUUCUCUUCCAGAUAUUUCAUCCAUUUCUUCUUUAUUAUCCUUUCAAAUAUUUUUGCUAUUACACUGGUCUGUAGUUUGAUGGAACCUACUUAUUUCUCCUUUCAAUAUGGGCACAAUAUGCACUCUUUUCCAACCUGUUGGUACUUUACCUUCUGUUCAAGAAUUCAUAAUGAUGUUGUGGACUUUGUCUGCUAAUUAGUUACUGCAUUUCUUUACAAUCCAGUUUGACAAUCCAUUGGGACCCGAGGCUUUCCUUACAUCUUGUUCUUCCAAUAUUUUCCUUACUUCUUCUACUGACACUUGUAUUUCAUGAACACCAUCAGUUAAUUCCACUGGGGUUUGACAUUGGAAGUUACUUUCUAUGGUGAAGGCUGACUGGAAGUAGUUGUUUAUCACUCUCGCCAUAUAUUCUGUGUCUUUGUAUUUUUCAUUAUUGUAGUUUAGUUUGCUUAUUUCUCCUUUGUUUUUCAGCUUGCCAUUUACAUAUCUGUAAAAUAAUCUUAGCUGGUCUGUACAUUUAUGAGCUAUAUCUUUGCAUACUUUAUCUGUUCCAUUCUCCGAAUCUUGACAUACUCAUUUCUAUUCUAGACGUAGUUUAACCAAUGAUUUGGUUUUCUAUUUCUUCUCCAUCUAUUCCAGGCUUUCCGUCUUUCCAUCCUUGCUAACUCACAUCUUCUGUUAAACCACUCCUUGUGUCUAAGCUUGUCUAUUUUUUUGAUUAGCACAUGUUUCAUUAUUAUUUCAUUACACUUCUCCAUUAAAAUACUCCACUUGCCUGCAGUUUUCUCCACUAUAUAUAAUUCAGUCCAGUCUGCUUAUUUAAAGUAUUUCCUUAAUUCUGCAAAGUUAGUUUUACUGUAAUUGUACCUUCUAUUUUUAUGGUCAUCAUGUGUGUAAUUCACUGUUUGAUCUGCUGCAGUCUCUGAUGAGACAGCCAGAUGUUACCCUACGGAACGAGCUCAGAGCCCAUUAUUUCCGAUCUUCGGAUAGG
Molecule: messenger RNA, 4460 nt
Organism: Portunus trituberculatus (swimming crab)
Lineage: Eukaryota; Metazoa; Arthropoda; Malacostraca; Decapoda; Portunidae
Exons: 9
Coding region: 621-2363 (580 amino acids)
Source: RefSeq, a predicted model, not a curated record